Molecule: messenger RNA, 564 nt
Organism: Nanorana parkeri
Lineage: Eukaryota; Metazoa; Chordata; Amphibia; Anura; Dicroglossidae
Product: gastrula zinc finger protein XlCGF7.1-like
Exons: 3
Coding region: 1-564 (187 amino acids)
Biological process (GO): regulation of transcription by RNA polymerase II
Molecular function (GO): RNA polymerase II cis-regulatory region sequence-specific DNA binding; DNA-binding transcription factor activity, RNA polymerase II-specific
Source: RefSeq, a predicted model, not a curated record
AUGGAGGAGGACCGGAGUCACAUGACUGAGGGCAUACUAGAGUUCACCCUGGAGAUCAUCUACCUGCUGACCGGAGAGAGUUUUCCUCUUCUGAAGUCUGGUGAUCAUGUGACCAUCGCAGCACCCCCAUACAAGCCGUUUUCCUGCACCGAGUGCGGGAAAAGUUAUCUACGAAAAUUGCAUCUAGUCAGACAUCAAAGAUCUCACACUGGGCUGAAGCCUUACUUCUGCUCCGAGUGCGGGAAAAGUUUCAAAGAGAAGUCCCACCUUCAAACUCACCUGAAAACUCACACUAGCGAGAAGCCGUAUUGCUGUGCCGAGUGUGGGAAAUGCUUCAAAGAGAAGUACCAUCUUAACGGCCAUUUGAAAAUUCACAAGGGCGUGAAGUCGUUCGCCUGCCUUGAGUGCGGGAAAGUUUUUUUGACGCAGGCCCAUCUUAACAGGCAUCAUAAGGUGCACACGCAGGAGAGACCGUAUGCCUGCCCUGAGUGCGGGAAAUGUUUUACACGGAAAUCUCAUGUUUCCAGACAUCAGAGGUCCCACACAACCCCUGAGGAGCCGUAG